Messenger RNA from Caenorhabditis elegans, 1972 nucleotides. RefSeq names its product C-type lectin domain-containing protein 160 (gene clec-160). The transcript is spliced from 12 exons. NCBI's taxonomy places the organism in Eukaryota, Metazoa, Nematoda, Chromadorea, Rhabditida, Rhabditidae. Gene Ontology annotation, cellular component: extracellular region. Bases 1 to 1920 code for a protein of 639 amino acids. The record is from RefSeq and is marked reviewed.
AUGGAUUUAAAAAGUUGGAUUCUACUUUCAUGCACUUUGCUCCCAUUAUCUGUCACAUCUUACGAAUGCUACGUAACACCUUGCACACGUGAUAUCAUCAUUGUUGUUGAUGGAUCUAGUUCCAUGCAGACAAGCACAUAUGUUUCACAAGAAAUAAAUAUGAUCACCAAGUUAACUUAUUCGUGGACUUUGGAUGAUGCAAAAGUACGAUUGGCUCUGGUUGGAGCCUAUUUGGGAAAUGAGUUUAAUGGUUUGGACUAUUUCACAGAUAGCUCUCUAAUCGAAAAACGUCUUCAAUCAUUCCGAUUGGCAGCAAUGCAGUAUGGACUAUUUAGUGGUGAUUUUAAUACAACCGUCCGAUUUCUAGACGAGCGUUAUGUUGGCCCAAGAGCCACUUUUGGACCACGAGCAAAUGUUCAAAAACGAAUAAUAAUCUUUUCGGCUCAUAAAGGAGCAAGUGAUAUUGCAUCAACAAAGAGUAAACUACAAGAGUUUGCACAACUUGGAUAUGCCGUUACUAUUGUUGGAAUUGGAGUUAGUGAGGAUGUUUAUAAGGGUACUUUUUAUCACAAGUUUGUGUCCGUUCAAUGGUUUGAGUUAGGAGUUGUUGCACAAUCAAUUAUCGAUACAAUUACAGAGGAUGGGAUUUGUUUCUUAGAUCAAGGUUGGACGACUCCAAAGCAGGAAAUAUGCACCACGAGCACCACAACAACACGUGCUCCAACUACAACUACAACAGUAACAACUGUAAAAGGUGUAACUGGAAAACCUGCAACAACAGCUAAGCCAGUUCCACCUACACAUCCGCCAUUCCCAGUCGGAGAUUAUCAAGACUGUAGUUGUACUACACAAAGUCUAUAUAUUGAUAUAAUAUUUGUGAUCGACGUAUCAGAGGGAAUGGGACAAGGUGGACUUAUGAUGGUGAAGGCCGAGAUAAAUACUUUAGUUGGUCAAAUGUCACUGGAUCCAAAUAUUCAGAAACAUGUUCAAGUUGGACUUAUCAAAUACAGUGACAAGGCAGAGGUUGUUUUUAAACCAUCUGAUUAUACAAAUGAGGAUGAGUUCACUGAAGAUUUGUGGUCAGAUCCACGUCUUGAAGAUGUUGAUGAAAAAUCUGACGAGGUUAAUCUGCACUUGGGGCUUCAACAGGCUGCAAAAAUGACCGCUUCAAUGAGGAAUGGUGUGAGGAAGGUUAUUGUCGUAUAUGCUGCAAGUUACAAUGACGAAGGAAACGACGAUGCCCGCCAAAUCGCUGCAAACAUCAGAGAGACAGGUUAUGCAAUCAUCACAGUGGCAUUUGUGGAACCAGAAUCUUCAAAUUUGGUUAUGAAAAUUGGAGAAAUCGCAAGCCCAAGAAUGAACUUCACAUCUUUUCGAGAUGACUUGUUGGUUGAACAAAUGGAGGAUGCUUUGUGUCAGGUCAACUGCUAUUGCCCAAAUGGAUGGAAACAGUUGGUAUUGGAAAACCGAAAGUACGGAGAAUGUUUCUUCCCAACGAAGAUUGAUGCCAGUUGGACAGCAUCUAAAUUCGAAUGUCCGGUACUUUCAAAAGAACACACUGGAAAUGGACAUUUAGUUUAUGUAAAUUCCGAGCUCAAAAACACAUUCCUCAAUCAAUUCUACAUGGAUAACUGGUACCCUGAAAAUCAAGAAAAUCCAAACUAUGACAUUGGAUAUUACUAUGAUCAAGCUACGAAAAAGUUUAUUUGGGUGAAUGGAGUGACAAAUAAUCCAUAUUCAAAUUGGGCUACUGGACAUCCAGAUGUAAAACAAGGAGAUUGCGUGAUGGCGAAAUUAUUGAAAGACUCGAAAAAUGAUUUCAGAUGGAACUCUGUUAGUUGUACAAGUGAAUAUGGAAGAGGGCUGUGUCAAGAAGCAGCAUGUGACACCGAUUUCUACUGUGCACCUUCAAGCAAUUAGUGAUGUCAUUCUCAAUUUGAAUUUAAACAGAAUAAACUAUUUUUAAAAGUAA